Messenger RNA from Somion occarium, 2425 nucleotides. Lineage: Eukaryota; Fungi; Basidiomycota; Agaricomycetes; Polyporales; Cerrenaceae. The record is from the annotation of a GenBank genome assembly.
ACCUGUUCCGGUAUUCCCACGAACGUUGAUGGAUCCGAAAAUAGACAUGCAGUCGACGUGUUAUUCUCACCUUGGAUCAGGAUUCUCAAGCUUUCCCGCGUCGAUACAGCAAGCCGAAACUCAUUCAGGCCCUUAUUCUUAUCCGGAUGCUCACAAAAUAUAUAUGGUUCAAAUCAGACGUGGAAACACAGACUGACGGUGAACAAAGCUCAGGAAGAGGAUGAUAGAACAACAAGGGACCCGAAUUGAAAUUAGUAGCUUCAGCACGUCGGAGCCUACCGCCGGAGGUGCAGACGGUACACCUGCUGGCCUACGUUCUCAGAGGAUACGAAAACAUUUUUUCGCGCAGCCUCGAACGUUAGUAAACCCAUAGCAGUUGAUUACCGCACAACCUCCUUGAGGCUGCCUCGUCCCCUGUCUGGGAUCCUCUUCUACUUUCUACCCUCUCCUAGUGGCAAUCCCACUGCACGAUGUUUGUUCAGAUAGGAUUGCUCGCUGUGUUCACGCACAUGGUGUUUCAGCAUUGGGAGCCAAAGGAUGUUACUCGAGCCCUCACUGUAUUACUCUCUGGAUCUCUUGGGUCAAUACUCUUUGCCAAGUCUCUUACGGCCUCGGGUAUCCUUGUCGCUGUAGCAACUUUCAUUGCUUCACUUUGUCUCUCUGUGGUGUUCUACCGUGUAUCACCCUUCCACCCACUCGCCCAGUAUCCAGGUCCUAUUCUCAAUAAGAUCACACAACUCGCCCCAAUGUGGACGGUAUACACUGGUCACCAGCAUCUUACAAACCACAAGCUACACGCGAAGUAUGGUCCAAUUGUUCGGAUUGGACCCAACGACCUCUCAAUUGUAGAUGUAGAUGCCGUAAACUCUGUCCUUGGAGCAGGCGGGCUACCCAAAGGACAAUACUAUAAUGCUCGGCAAAUCCCAAACGCACCUCAAAAUAUCAUCGGAAUGCGAGGAGAAGCACACGCCGCCCGUCGAAAACUGUGGAACCGAGGCUUUAGUCCAGAAUCGUUGCAAGGUUACGAGGCGGGUAUCGCGAGACGUGCUUCUCAGGUCGUCAAUAAGUUGAAUGAGAGUGUUGGAAAGGAAACAGACUUAGUGAAGUGGAUCAACUAUUUCGCGUUUGACGUUAUGGGUGAAAUGGCAUUCGGACGUAGCUUCAAUAUGAUCACGGAAGGGGACAAAGGCGGUAUCUGGGAUACACUAGGGAAGUUCGCACUCCAAGGUGCCAUAGCAUCGCAUAUUCCAUGGGCAAGAGGCGUUUUCCUCAAGGUCCCCAUGUUCUCGAAGCACUUUGGCAAAAUGCGUCAGUUUGGGAUGGGUUGUGCGAUGCAAAGGAUGAAGAGUGAAGCGAAGGUCAAGGAUUUGUGGUACUACCUGUCUGACGAAGCAGGUAUCGAAAAGGUUAAACCAGCAGUCCCGGAGGUCUCCGCGGAUGGGACCUUUGCGGUUGUCGCAGGGUCAGAUACGACCGCUUCGGCACUCUCGAGCCUUUUCUGGUUCCUCAUCAUGAAUCCGGACGUAUACAAGAAAGUACAGGAGGAAAUCGAUACGGUGUAUCCUGAUUAUGCAGAUCCAUUGAAUACUGCAAGGCAUGCGAAGUUGGUGUACCUGAAUGCUUGCAUCAAUGAAACUUUGCGUCUCCACCCUCCGAUUCCGACAAAUGGACCUCGGCAAGUUCCGGAGGGUACCAGGGGAAAGCUUGUAGCUGGACGACAUAUUCCCGAAGGAACGCAAGUCUACGUCCCGCCUUACUCCAUGCACCGAGACCCCCGUUACUUCUCACCCGAACCCGAGUCCUUCAUUCCUGACCGCUGGCUCUCUGCUUCCUCCUUCGACAAGGCUUCUUCUGAGAAGGCCUUCAUUCCGUUCUCCUAUGGCCCGGCCAACUGCGUGGGACGUCAGAUGGCCAAAAAUGAAAUGUUGAUGUUCGCGUCUGUGCUUUUGCAGCAUUUCACCUUCCAGUUUGCUCCCGGGUUUGGUGGCAGGGAGGCGGAGAAAUGGCCUGAGAGGAGGUUGGAUUAUUUGGUGACGACAAGGGCACCGUUGCUGGUAAGAGCGAAGCCACGGAAUACUUAAACUCACUGUAUUCACUGUAUUCACGGAUUUGGGCGUGGCUGCUUCGAGUGUGCGGAGAUUCAGGAUCCCUUGAUGGUGAUGCCUCACUUCUGUAUGACUGUAUGGAGUACAUUCAAGGUACUGGAUGAUGUAUUCAUACGACAUGUCACACAGUUCCGGUCCAAACACGAUCGCCGGCAGUUAUUGACAGCCAAGGAGAUUCAAGGUGAAUGGUGAUACGUCCGGUACAAUGGUGACCGAAGGACGGUUGCAGUAUGCACACAUGCUCAAGGGGGAACUUCAGUGUGAUAUCUCUAGGAUUAGAAACAACUGACAUAACUCGCAUUGCCAUCAUUACAUCGAUG